Messenger RNA from Fomitopsis serialis, 1101 nucleotides. RefSeq names its product esterase. The transcript has 5 exons. Bases 1 to 1101 code for a protein of 366 amino acids. Lineage: Eukaryota; Fungi; Basidiomycota; Agaricomycetes; Polyporales; Fomitopsidaceae. The record is from RefSeq and is a predicted model, not a curated record.
AUGGCUUCUCGAUUCAUCGCACUCUCCCUCUUUGUGCUCUCCGCACUUGCGUUGCCAUCCCCACAGCUGGCACCGCGGCAGGCCGCAUGCGCGACAUCGUCGACACUCCCUGGGUACAACAAUACCAUCCUGCCGAACCCGUUUCAGUUCGAUGAUGGUACGCCUGUGACGACUGCUGAUGACUGGGCAUGCCGCCGCAGUCAGAUCGCUGCCUUGGUACAAGGUUAUGAGGCAGGGUAUCUGCCACCCGCCCCUCCAGUAGUCACUACUACUUUUUCCGAGUCCGGGAGCACAGGUACCUUGCCGCCGGGCUCAUUCUCGAACAACAUCACAUACCCAUCGGGUACGGCGCCCGCAUCUGAGUGGCCCUUGGUCAUUGCGUACGAUGCUCUGAGCAUCCCUGUUCCCGACGGUGUGAGUGACAAUUCCUGGACAAGCGUUCUCCACCGCGGGGUUGGCCUGUUCUACGAUCUCUACGGCUCCAACGCGACCGCGUCCGCUAUGACUGCCUGGGUCUGGGGCGUCAGCCGCAUUAUUGCCGCCCUCGAGCAAACCCCGGCAGCCAACAUCAACACGGCGAAGAUCGCCGUCACGGGUUGCUCUCGAGAUGGGAAGGGCGCACUCAUGGCGGGAGCAUACGAGACGCGUGACAGCGGCGACGCCGUGCAGCAGGCGACGGAGAUCGUGACCGAGGACCCCUGGUUCUCAGCCAACUUCAACAACUACGUCUAUAACAUCAGCGAGCUGCCGUACGACCACCACGAACUCGCUGCGAUGGUCGCGCCGCGCGGUCUCCUCUCGUAUGAGAACACGGAGAUCGAGUGGCUUAGUCCGCUGAGCGCAUGGGGAUGUAUGUCCGCUGCUCACAGCGUGUAUGAGGCCCUUGGCAUCUCGGACUACCACGGCUUCGUCCAGGUCGGCAACCACAGCCACUGCUACUUCCCGACGUCGCUCGAAGACUCGCUUUAUGCUUUCUUCGACAAAUUCUUGCUCGAUAAACCAGACACUAACACCGACUACUUCUCCACAAACUACGCCUUCAACGGUACGGUGUUUAACCCGAGCUACUGGAUCAACUGGACCACUCCCGAUCUGUCGUAA